CGUUGUUGUAAAUACGAACUGAAAUAUUUUUUUAAACUCAAUUCAAUUUUAAAUAACGAAGAACUUGACAAUGCCGAAAACUCCGAUUCCAUUAAUUAAUAAUCAACCAAGUGUCUAUCUUACAAAAAAGGAAUGUAUUGAAGCAGGAUUGCCUUUGAAAGCCAGUGUCGUUCCAAAGUCUCCUGUUAAGAAAAGUCUAAUCGUUCCUGAUGAUUCCGGAGCAGAGAGUGUUUCAUUCAUCGAACCCUCAGAAAGUAAUUUAAGUAUAGUUUAUGAUCCAACUUGCGGCAAAACCUAUUUCAACCAAUGUUUCUACGACGUCAAGACAAUCGGACAAGGUUCCUUUGGCGUUGUAUAUCGUGUUAGGUUUCGUGAAGAUGGUCAAUUGUACGCCAUCAAGAAAUCCAAAUCUAAGUUUUACGGCAAAAACGAUAAACGAUUGAAAUUAGAAGAAGUGCGAAAACAUGAAAUGAUACCGAAACAUCCAAACUGUGUGCAGCUGUAUAGAUCUUGGGUUGAGGAUGGGUUUUUAUAUUUACAAUUGGAGCUUUGUAACACCUCACUAGAGCAUUUUGCAUCCCGAAAUCAUAAUAUUUCCGAGGAAAUGUUAUGGAACAUUUUAGCUGACAUGUUAUCGGCGGUGAAAAACCUCCAUGACAAUAAUUUAAUUCAUUUGGACAUCAAAUUAGAAAAUAUAUUAAUGUGCUCUGAUGGAACAUGCAAGCUUGCUGAUUUUGGAUUGGUUUCAGACGUAAAUAUGAUCAAACCUGACACCGUUGAGGGAGACCAAAAGUAUUUGGCUCCCGAACUUUUAAGUGGUCAUUUUACCAAAGCUGCUGACAUAUUUAGUCUUGGUAUUGUUAUGUUAGAAUUAUCGUGCGAUUUACUCCUGCCAUCAAAUGGGGAUUUAUGGCAAGAACUUAGGAAUGACAAAUUCCCGGAAACAACUAAAAACGUACCAAAGGAACUUAUGGGAAUUAUUAAAAAAAUGAUGGCAAGUAACUAUCUUAAUCGACCAACGGUCGAUGACUUACUGAAUUUGGAAAGGAUUAAGGAUUCAAAAACUAAACGACGAGAGGUGAUCGAUUUAUGUGACACAUGCGGGUCUACGUCGGGAACAAGUCAACAUUCCACCGAUUUCAUAAACCGGGACAUCAUAAAUUUAUGUGACACAUGCGAGUCUACGUCGGAUACAAAUCAACAUUCCACCGAUGUCAUAAACGUGGAAAUUAGCGACGACAUAUCCAAUGACAUUCAAAUUCCUAGCUCGUCAGGAAUAGAGGAGAUGGUGGCGUGUACGUCAACUCCAGCCGGUAUUGGACAUUCAAGUACAUUGAGUAUCAACAUUAAUUUCUCACCUAUAACAAGCGAUGCAGAUGUACAAGCACACCCUUGGGAUCGCCAAGUUACUCGAAGGAAGAAGACACAAGAUAAAAAAGAGUUCGUGAUUACAACAACUCCAAAGAGUGUUUACAAUAAAACACGUCUUUAUACGACGGCUCUUGGAAGAAGACGUCUGUUUUAAGAAUUUUUUUUACAGGUUUUUUUACACAGUUAUAGUCAAAACCGGAUAUACCUGCUUUGAAAGAAUCGUAGAAAUCUGGUCUUUACAUCCGAUGAUAGAGUUCGUUCAAACCAAAGAGGCAUCAAGCAAGAUAGUUUGUAUGAUGUAUAUGUAUGUGUUCAUAUUAACAAUAUUCAUAUUCUCUCUCUUGUUUAGUGCCCCAUUGGUUUAAACAAACUCCAAGCGAUUGUUUUAUCUACAUGGAAUAAUAAUUAUCUUACAGAAUCAAUUUUAUGUCUCUAAACAAGUUGUAACACCAAAAGUUGUCUUUUGUAGACAUUAUCUUAUUAACCAGUUAGUGGCCAAUUUGCGGCGUUUUAUCAAAGACCGCAUCGAAACCACCUACAAGAUGCAGAUAUUAUUGGCGCUGGCGUUAAAAAGUCUUGACCGGGUCGAUGUGUGUACCGGUAUCAAGCUGUUUAAAUCGCAUCGUGCCUCGUCCUAUCAGUGGUCAAAUAAUACUGGCCAAUCCAUCUGACUGUUCGUAGAACAUCCGCUCUGAUUCGUUUGGCGUUAUACCAAUGUCGCCUGAUGGCGCUGUAGUACCCUGUGAUAUGGCAGGGUAUGACUUAGUAUAUUUGUUUCACGAAAAAGGGUGAAUUUAGUAAAAAAGCUACCAACUUAACCCAUAGUGACAUAAUAAUUACUGAUGAUUAAUUCCUACCAAAAUUGAUUGCGUUGCAUACUAUAAACGAUAUAAUCGGUUUUGACUGUAAUAGAAUUUAUAUAUAAUAAAAGGUAAAUAUAUUAUAUACAGGGUGAGCCAUUUUAAUCUAAGCAUCUGAAUAUCGCGUCAGAGGGUCUACCUAUUAAAAAAUGACCUGAACAAAAAUUGUAUAGUUUGAUGGGAACAUCAUGUUCUGACAGAUUUGAUCUACUUCUUCGAAUUUCUUUAAUAGCCAAUUUAGAUCCUAAACGGUAAAAGA
Messenger RNA from Chrysoperla carnea, 2490 nucleotides. RefSeq names its product membrane-associated tyrosine- and threonine-specific cdc2-inhibitory kinase. Gene Ontology annotation, molecular function: protein kinase activity; ATP binding. Gene Ontology annotation, biological process: protein phosphorylation. The record is from RefSeq and is a predicted model, not a curated record. The coding region runs from base 71 to 1525 and encodes 484 amino acids. NCBI's taxonomy places the organism in Eukaryota, Metazoa, Arthropoda, Insecta, Neuroptera, Chrysopidae. The transcript has 11 exons.